This is a messenger RNA of Penicillium concentricum, 336 nucleotides long. RefSeq lists its product as uncharacterized. Lineage: Eukaryota; Fungi; Ascomycota; Eurotiomycetes; Eurotiales; Aspergillaceae. Bases 1 to 336 code for a protein of 111 amino acids. The record is from RefSeq and is a predicted model, not a curated record. The transcript has 2 exons.
AUGCAGCUCACAACCUUAUUCACCGUCUGCGCUGCCCUGACUAGUACCGUUACCGCAAUGCCCCAUCUCUCCGGGGCCUACCACGGUGCCCGCCUCUCUGUCCGUGUCCCUACCAAUGCCACUAGUUCCCACAAUGCGACUACAACGGGUACACGGGGCAAAGCUCCCCUGUCAACGGGAACGGCUCAUGGUAAUCGUGUGAAUGUCAAUCGGUGCCAUGAGCUGUGUUCUUUGCAGUCUCAGACUUGCUCGAUUGCUGUACCGGAUGAUGAUAAGUUUUGUUGGUCUGUUUACUUGCAAUGUACGGACAAGUGCGACCCUGAGAAUUUCAAGUAA